Closterium sp. Naga37s-1 is the source of this 1770-nucleotide messenger RNA. The record is from the annotation of a GenBank genome assembly. NCBI's taxonomy places the organism in Eukaryota, Viridiplantae, Streptophyta, Zygnematophyceae, Desmidiales, Closteriaceae.
AUGGAGCGACCGGCGUUCUCGCUGCUCGUGGUCCUGUCGUAUGCGUCGCUCCUGUGGAUCCUCGGCAACGCGCAGAUCACGGCUGCUGCGGCGAUGCCGCCCGUUAGAUGCGCUAAUGGAUCCACUAUUGGCAUGUGCACGAUUAAUAACGCGUACGGCGUCAACAUGGACGGGAGGCCCUGCCAGCUGGGUAGGGUGUUCUACCCACGGACUGAGGACGAAUUGAUCAGUGCUGUGGCCUAUGCAAGCCAGAACCACCUUCAGGUGAAGGUGGCGAGUGCAACGGUGCACACCAUACCCAAGUGGUUCUGCCCUGGCGGAAACUCUGGGGUUUCCAUUAUCACGCGUGACUAUAAUGGGAUCUCCAUUGACAGGGAUGCCAUGACAGCCACUGUGGAUGCAGGAGUCAUGCUGGAUGAUUUCUUUGCAUACUUGGCGGAUCACAACCUCACCUUCCCCACCGCUCCCUACUGGGCAGGUGCCUCCGUAAUCGGUGCCAUAGGCACUGGUUCCCACGGCAGCACACUGCAAUUCAAAGGAGGCCGCAUGGGAGAAUACGUGCGGGGGGUGCGAGUGGUGGUGGCAGGGGAUGAGGCGAGUGGGUGGGUGGGGGUGAGGGAGGUGAGCGGAGGAGAUGAGCUGCUGGCUGCUCGCCUGCACCUGGGGCUGCUGGGAGCCAUUUCCAAGAUGACCCUCGAGGUCUACCCCAUGUGGAAACGCGAAGUCACUUAUUACAACACCAGUGAUGCGAAUCUGGAAAACGAGAUUCUCCCAUUCGCGCUCAACACAACCUUCCCGGAUCUCAACUGGUACCCGGCCGCCCGGAGUGUGUUUUGGCGGAGGGACAACAUGGUGCCUGUCUCCCGCCCCGGCACCGGCUCCUACGCCCUGCCCAUCUUCCGAGGCCAGUUUGACUACAUCUGGACCGCCCUCGCUGCUCUCGACCAUCGCACGCAGACCUCUACCAACGAGCAGGACAUCUGCAACCUGUGGCAGACCGUGCAGGUGCCCGUUCUCCUGAAUUUGGGGGGCGGCUUCACCAACGAUGGCACCCUCUUCAGGGGCUUCCCCGUUGUGGGCUACCACAACCGUUUCCAGACAUCCUCAGGCUGCGAGGACGCGGGUCGCACUCCCUUGGGGCGCCAGGUGUGCCCGUGGGACCCGCGGAUCAACGGCAUUCGCUUCUAUGAAACCACCUUCCUCAUCCCGCUCACCAAACUGAAAGAGUUCAUCCUUACCAUCAAGGAGCUGGCAUCAGUGCGCCGUCUCGGCUUCUGCGGGCUGGCAAACUACGGGGGGGUCUUCUUCCGCUUCAUCCGGGGUUCCGACACUCUGUUGAGCACAACAGAGGACUCUGUGAUGGUUGAUAUUCAGUACUACCGCAGUGACGACCCCUCCCAGCCACGCACCAGCCAGGAUGUGACGGAUGAGUACGAGCAGAUCAUAGGGAAGAUGUUCAACGGCAAGCCCCAUUGGGGAAAGAACAAGGAUGUUUCCUUCAUUGAUGUCCCCAGCAAGUACCCCCACCUCCCUCGCUUCCUCAAAGUCAGAGAGGCGUUUGAUCCAAGGGGUCUCUUCUUGAACGAGUGGGCGAAGCGUGUGCUGGGCCUGUCACAGCAGCCGGUGCAGGUGUACGGCGAUCAGUGCGCCAUGAGGGGCCUCUGCCACUGCGCUGCUGACGUGCACUGCAACCCUGCCCUCGGAUCUUACUGCAGGCGUGGACUGAUCUACACGAAUGCUACGGUGUGCAAAACAGAUUCAUCUGAGUAG